Molecule: messenger RNA, 586 nt
Organism: Aplosporella prunicola CBS 121167
Lineage: Eukaryota; Fungi; Ascomycota; Dothideomycetes; Botryosphaeriales; Aplosporellaceae
Exons: 2
Coding region: 76-549 (157 amino acids)
Source: RefSeq, a predicted model, not a curated record
CGAUUUCAUUCAGACGACAAACACCUCUUUCACUGACACCAAAUAAGUCGCAUUUGCACAGACAAAGACAUUGCCAUGCACGUUUCUUUCACCAACAUUGCAAUCGCUGCUGGCGUCUGCGGGCUGCUUCCCAAUGUUCUUGGCGACAAUCUCCCGGACCUCAGUACCAUUCCUCCUAGCUCUGGGCACACCGACCCCGCUAGCAUGUUGAUUCCUCGUGGAGACUUAUGCGGCAAUGGCAGUACCAAGAAAAGCCCCGGCUUUCCCUCGGAAGCUGGCAAAAGCAAACUACGAGACGCCUACAGUAAACUGAAGUUGGAGGAGGGCGCGGAUAUUGUUGUGCGGCCCUUGAAAUCUGGUGCCGACAACACCGAAGGCACAAUCUUCGAUGUUUUGAUGGAGAGUCCUUCCGGCACAUUCGGAAAGAACUUACCAGAGAGUUUAUACAAGGACGGCUGCAGGUCGGAUAAUGAGGAGGUUAUGGGACUUAUUGUUCAGACGCGCAAGGACUUGGCCGAGGUUAACUUUGUCUGCUGCUUCCGGAAGUAGAAGGUAGAGGCUUGUUAGGUGGCUUUUGUGUAUUGGG